ACUCUAAUGAAAGGCAAAGCUAGCCACCAUUGCUGUCAAACUCUUUCCAUCACUGAUUCACUUUCCCAGGAAAUAUUUCCAAAGUUCUUCUAACAAUUAAGAAAUUGAGAAUUUAUGGAAUUGAUUUUGUCACAUAAAAUCACCAUAAUUUGUCUUACCCAGAAUGGGAAGGAUUCCAUUAUGCAGUGUAGAUGGUUUGAAGAGAGGAGCCUGGACAGCUGAAGAAGACCAGAAGCUCAUAGCUUACAUACAAAAACACGGUGAAGGAGGUUGGCGUUCCCUAGCCAAGAAAGCCGGUCUUCGAAGAUGUGGGAAGAGCUGUAGACUGAGAUGGGUAAAUUAUCUGAGACUUGGUGUUAAGAGAGGAGACUUCACCUCGGAGGAAGCUCAAACCAUCAUUGAACUUCAUGCUGCAUUAGGCAACAGGUGA
This is a messenger RNA of Durio zibethinus, 430 nucleotides long. The record is from RefSeq and is a predicted model, not a curated record. Lineage: Eukaryota; Viridiplantae; Streptophyta; Magnoliopsida; Malvales; Malvaceae.